Oenanthe melanoleuca is the source of this 1185-nucleotide messenger RNA. RefSeq names its product mitochondrial ribosomal protein L52 (gene MRPL52). Gene Ontology annotation, molecular function: structural constituent of ribosome. Gene Ontology annotation, cellular component: mitochondrial large ribosomal subunit. The record is from RefSeq and is a predicted model, not a curated record. NCBI's taxonomy places the organism in Eukaryota, Metazoa, Chordata, Aves, Passeriformes, Muscicapidae. The transcript has 6 exons. Gene Ontology annotation, biological process: mitochondrial translation. Bases 713 to 1111 code for a protein of 132 amino acids.
GGAGUGUUUUAUUUUGGGGAAGAAAUGGUGAAAUUUGGAGGGGGGGGGGGGGGGGGGGGGGGGGGGGAGAGCUUUGGGGUGGUUUGGUCUCCCGAGGUUGCCGUAGUAAAAUGGCGGCGCCGCGGUGCUUCCGUACAAGGUGGCCAGCCGUUGGGUUUUCCUUACAACAUGGCGGCGCGCUAUUGGUUAAUCCGUACAAGAUGGCGCCCGCGCGUACGCAAUGAUGGCGACCCGGAGUUUUUAGCCUACAAAAUGGCGGCGCGCAGCAGUUGCCCCGUACGACGGGAAAAUGACGCUUUAAAAUCGUCCCAAAAGCGCCAAAAUUUCAAUCGUGAGAGUAAAAUAAUUCCGUACGACGUGGUGAGGCUUGAAAGGGACGCUGUUCCGUGAUUCUCAUGAGGGCAAAAUAAUUCUGUGUAACGUGGUGACGCUUGUUUGAACGCUCUUACAUGAUUCCCGUGAGCUUGGAACACAAAACUCGCCCUUAAAAGUCACGAAUUCCGCAAAAAGCCGUGAAAAAGCCGUGGCGCGCUGCUGGUUUUGCCGUACAGACAGCGGCGAGCUUGAAAAUUUCAUUUUAAAUCACUCGGCGUUAAAACGGCUGUUGCUUCAUUCCGUACAACAAGGCGGCGCCCUCUACCGAGGGAACCUGGUUCUGUGUAAAAUCGCGGCGCACUUGUAGGUAAUUCCGUACAGCAAAGCGCCGAGCGGAAUGAUCCGUCGCGUACCUUUGACGUCACUUCCUUAUUUGGCCAAAAUGGCAGCGCGCAGGGUUUUGCGGCUCGCGGAGCGCCAGACGCGCUGUAUCCGGCCUUUGCCCCGCCCCCCGCAGAGGAUCAGCCAAUGGCGUGAGGCCCAGGGUCUCUCCCCGAGCCCCUCUGGGCCCGGCCCCCUCAGGGACCUCCCAGAUUGGAGUUUUGCAGAUGGGCGCCCCUCCCCCCCUUGGCGGGGGCAGCUGCGGAGACACCGUGAGAACCAAGAGCUGGUGUCCAAACCAGUAACUCCCAGUAUAAACCAGUGCCGGGCCCUGGCGCUGAGCCGCUCGCUGGAGGCUGCGAAGCUUCGGGGGAACCGCGAGAGGAUCCCAGUACAAACCAGUAUGGAGAGCUGAACCGGCCCGGCCCCACCAGAGGCUCCGCCCCCUUUUCCUUACACGGAGAAUUAAUAAAAUCGUGCUUAAACAAC